This is a messenger RNA of Yamadazyma tenuis ATCC 10573, 1042 nucleotides long. RefSeq lists its product as uncharacterized. Gene Ontology annotation, cellular component: endoplasmic reticulum membrane. Gene Ontology annotation, biological process: fungal-type cell wall biogenesis; (1->6)-beta-D-glucan biosynthetic process. NCBI's taxonomy places the organism in Eukaryota, Fungi, Ascomycota, Pichiomycetes, Serinales, Debaryomycetaceae. The record is from RefSeq and is a predicted model, not a curated record.
CCAACCAUGAACCUCCUAACAGUUUUUGUGUUUGUACACCUAGCACGGUGCUUCGAUGUGGUGCCUCUUCUCGUGGCAUCCCAUAGGCUCGUGCCAGGCCUCAAGAACGAGCUUGCAGCCACCAACACGGGCCACCGCCACAACGGGGCCGAGGUCACAAACAUGCUCAAGAAGCUUGUGACCCAGUGCAGCUCCGACGAAUACAUCAUUUUGGACAUCCCCGGUGUCAACUACCGCGACUUGAACGACGCCGCCGCCAGCAACUGGCCGUUCCUCACGCGGUACCUCAGCAUGUCGUCGACGGUGGUGGGACUUCUGUUUGUAAACGAUUACAUUGAUUUGGACUACCUCCAACAGUACAUCUCCACCACCUGCGAAGCCGAGGUGAUGGUCGCCAACGUGGAGGACGAUAAUAGCAUCAACUACAUCGACGCCAAACCGCGGGUGAUUAAUAUCCGGUUCGACGAGUUGCCCACUGAUGAGGAUGAACGUCGGGCUCGAAUUGUUGCCAACGAUGAUUUUAUACGUCGAAUCAUCAGAAAACUCCCGUCGCCCCACUACACGAUUGUGCUCACGUCGAGCAAGCGGCUGCAAAUCCAUCCGGUCCCGCCGGUGGCGAUGGACGAGAAUCCGCUGAUGUUUGGGUUGUUUAAUACCAUCACCAACAGUCCGCACCGCCAGGCCGAGGUGGAAUUUAAUGAUAUGUAUAAGUCGGUGGAGCCCGUGUGGUACCAGGACCGUAACACGAACCACCGGUACCUUGAGAACCGGAAGAAGGAUGUGGUGCAGUUUUUAGACUACGAGUUAUGGACGAAAAAUGAGCAGUUGGUGAUGACGUUGUUGGUGAUGAUGGUGACAGUGGGGAUGAUUCGGGUGAAGCAGUUGUUUGGGUGGGUGUUUGGGAAGCAGAAGUCGGAGUAGUUGUGUCUCACAAAUGUAGUUGUGUCUCACAAAUGUAGUUGUGUCUCACAAAUGUAGUUGUGUCUCACAGCAUCUCACUAUCUGCUCUCAUUAUAUAGAUAAAGAUAUGUUCGCACUUUUC